Messenger RNA from Talaromyces rugulosus, 1239 nucleotides. RefSeq lists its product as uncharacterized. The transcript has a single exon. NCBI's taxonomy places the organism in Eukaryota, Fungi, Ascomycota, Eurotiomycetes, Eurotiales, Trichocomaceae. The record is from RefSeq and is a predicted model, not a curated record. The coding region runs from base 1 to 1239 and encodes 412 amino acids.
AUGGCUGUUACCCUAACAAAGAUCCCAUGCUAUUCCCCUACACCUACACUCCCUGCACUCCCUGCAAUCCCAAGAAAGAAUACCACCCCUAAUGAUCACUCCAAAAGACCUGAUUCAGUUUCUUCCCUUCACUCAAACUUGCCCCCCUCCUCUUUCUCCCAGCCAGUAAUAUAUCACUCCCUUCCGCCCCGUCCACCCGCCGUUAUUCCCUCCAGCACAACGAACAGGAUCAAUAGCCAUUCCUCGUACGCAAAUGAUUUUGACCGAGCAUUUGACGGUCUCGUUUCUGUGACCGGAGGGGCAAAGGACAGGGAUGGAGUCUCCUCGAUUUGUGUACCCGCCAAAGGUUCACCUCCCCGGUGUCCAUGUUUAUCAUUCGUUCUCAGCUUACAUGAAACAGAAAACACCGGUCGAACCGACUCUCAUGUACCCUUGCCUGAUCAACACAGCCUAUGGCGGACGACGCCAAUAGCGGCAUCUGCGGAUCCCACGCCGUCAUCCACUCGAGAACAAUCGCAGCCACGAGAUCAGCUUGAUCCAACGCCGGAAGUCGGCAUGCCCUCGCCGCGUGCAGUGCAUGCUGACCCUAAUCUUGGUUCAGCCGACUCGGAAAUGGAGCUCUCUGUGCAGAGACUAUCUACUGUUAAUCGAGAGCAUCCGCUGGUGACUCCGCCGGCCGCGAGUUCCGCUCCGUCUUGCUCAGCGUCGUUGCGGAGGUCAUAUACUCAGACGGACUUGACUCCGCCAGACUCCGGCCAACCCGGCAGCAUCAUCAGUGUGGAGCCUUCGCCUGAUAGUAUGACGGAUCCUGCUAUUAGAGACCUACCCCUUCUUUUCAGUGGAGAAGCGGUAGGCCAGUCGCGAGAGAAUCUACAGGCUAGAUCGGAUAGGUAUGACCUGGGACGAAAUAGCCACACGCAUGCUAAGUCUCCGCCUAUAGCGUCUGGAUCGGAGCAGCUCAGACUGGAUAUUGAGGAUUUCGAGUCUGUCUCUGAUACAGAUGACAAUGCUCUAGGUUCAGGAGACCGAUGGGAGUACCGACGUAUUAAGGCGCGUCGGAUCGAUUCUUCGGGUCGCAGGAUGGCAAGGGUUGAGUGGAAGGAUACCUGGGAACCAGAGGAUGAGCUGGAUGGGUUGAAGAUGGCGUUGCGGCGGUACGCACGGGAACGGCGAGCGAAGCGCGACUCGGAAGGAACAUGCCUGAAAUACGGAGCAAGAAAACGCAGUUGUCCUGUAUGA